Molecule: messenger RNA, 1147 nt
Organism: Paramecium sonneborni
Lineage: Eukaryota; Ciliophora; Oligohymenophorea; Peniculida; Parameciidae
Source: the annotation of a GenBank genome assembly
AUGAAAGAAUAAAGUAAUACAUGUCCAAUAUCUAUUUCUGAUGUUAAAGAAGUUUUAAAGCCUAAAUUAUUAGUAUUUAAUAAAAAAAUUGUAUGUGCUGACUGUAAGAAAUGGAUAUUAAAAUAAAAAUAUGUUAAUUGUAUAAUUUGUGAAGAUGCUUAUCAUUUUAAUUGUACGGUAUAAAAUUUGAAAAUAUAUAUAGAGUUAAAAAUAAAAAGUAUUAUCUAAAGAUUGGACAUGUUUACGUUGUAUAGAAUUAAAAAAUACUUUUCCAGAUACAAAUGAUGUUGAAAUUGAUAGUAUUUGCUAAAAAUGUUCUAAAGAAGUAAAUACAUAAGAUUAGGAGUUAUGCUCAAAAUGUAGUAAAAUAUUUCAUAAAAAAUGUUAUGGAUCAAAAACAAUAUCACCAAUAUGUAACUUUUGUUAUUAAUAAAAACCACCAAAAAUAAUGGUAAAUAAUAAAAUGAAUCAACUACUUAAUUUAAGUAUUCCAAUAACAUGUUCAAAUUAAUUUAUACUACCCUGUUGUGUUUAUGAUGAUAAACUCAGAUAGAAUUGCUUUCAAUCUUUGUAAUAUGCAUUAUAUUGUUAAAACAUAAAUUUUAAUGAUGAUUUAGUUUAUCAAUCUGUGAAAAAAGAAUUAAAUAAUGGAUACAGUGAAAAAUUAGAUCCAUUAAUAGGAAAAGAUCUGAGAGCUUUUAAAUAAUAUAAAUAAGUAACUAGGAGUGGUUUUUAUGGCCCUUUAAUAGUAGAAUAUAAUUUAGAUUAGGGAUUUUAUGUUAAAUCUGUUUAACCUAUUGCUUAUAAAACAUUAAUUUGUGAAUAUGUUGGAGAUGUAUUUAGAUUUGCAGAUCAAGUUUAUAGUACUUCUGAUUCAAUGAUGAGUUUAUUAGAAACUGGAUUUGCUGCAACAUCUCUUGUAAUAAUUCCUGAAAAGAAUGGAAAUAUAGCAAAAUAUUUAUCAGGAAUAAAUAAUAGUAAAAAGAAUAGUAAGAAAAUAUAAUAGAAUGUAAAAUCUAGAAGAUACAAUGUUGAAGGUGAAUCUAGAGUGAUAUUAUAUGCCUGUAGAGAUAUAAAAUCAGGAGAGAUAUUAUAUUAUGAUUAUAAUGAAGGGGAAUUCAAAUAUAAUACAAAUUACUUUGUUUGA